This is a messenger RNA of Candidula unifasciata, 705 nucleotides long. Lineage: Eukaryota; Metazoa; Mollusca; Gastropoda; Stylommatophora; Geomitridae. The record is from the annotation of a GenBank genome assembly.
AUGAACAUAUUGUUUGACGGAAUUCCUAGAUGUGCAGGUGUAAUCAUAAAUAAAUUCUGGAUACUCACAUCAGCCUUCUGUGUUUUCACUGGGCUCGAUGCUAAUUACACGGCAGUAGUUGGGGUUAACAGUUUUAAUAGUGAAGACACGGGGCAACACACAUUUCGCUUCAAGCAAACCAUCUUUAACGGACUGUACGGUGGGAGCAUUGAUUAUGAUUUGGCGUUAGUCAAAGUUAAUGGCUGCGGAAUUAAGUUCAACGAUUAUGUUCAACCCAUCUGUUUACCCGUGGAGGGAGAGAACAAGGCAGCUGGAAGACUGUUGAAACUUUUUGGAUGGGGAUAUCAAACCGAGCUGUUGACUCAGCACCCCAGCGAGCUGAAGACAAUUGUUGUACGAGUCAUGAGUCUAACACGCUGUGCUACAUUCUGCUACCCUGGGCUGGUUACCGCACGCAACAUGUGCGUCAGGCAAGAUAGAGGACAAGGUGACGCUUGUAAGGGGGACUAUGGAGGACCUGUCACUUUUCAGUCUGGAGAAACACAUAUCCUGUCAGGCAUCGUCUCAGCUUCAAUAUCUGGCUGCACAAUUCCCAGCGAAGGAAUAGUUCUCUCGAAUAUCCUGUCUUAUAAGAACUGGAUUGUAGAUGUGAUCAAUAAUUACAGCAAUGACACAGAGAAAGUCAUCCCCCGUCGAAACAUAUGA